AUGCUCACGCCGUCAGCUCAAGAACCGACGUAUGAAACCAUGGCCGAGGCGCACAAAGCCUCGAGAUCCCGAUCCUAUCAAUUCCCGCCGUCUUUAUCCGGAGAUGACAAAUUUGCGCGACUGUCGACACAUAUCGAAUCUACUCGUUCGCCUGAGUACUCUGACAUUUUGGGGGAACUUAAGGACAACAACUCGGACGACCCACUCGCGGCAUCCUGGCACCUGGAUCCGUACGAAAGCGACCCAGAGACGGCGGUUCACUACACCGAGUGCUAUUUCUUGCACAUGAAUGACGGUUUGUACCACAUGUUUCCGCAUGGACGAUUCAGCUCGUGGUUGAAAACCUACCCCACCAAGUCUGCAGAUGACAAAAUGCUUCUUUAUUCUAUGAUGGCUCUUGGAUCUGUGUUCUCAGACAGACCGGACAAAAUGGCAGCCAUGAGACGAUUUUCUCGCAUAGCACGAUUUGCUAUUAAUAGAAGCCAGCAUACCAUCUCUUUGCAACUUGCUCAGAGCCAUAUCAUAAUGAGUCUUUGGUACUACGCUACAGGGUCGCUGGUUGGGUCUUGGGACUCGAUCGGUGCAGCGGGAAGAGCGGUGUUUGGGCUUCGUUAUAACGUUGAAUCUGGUGGUGUUGUUGUGGAUCAAAGUCAGAUGUGUGACUACGGGUUACAUCCACAGGCGUUGAUUGAGUGCCGACGACGGACCUUUUGGAUUGCUUUUGUGCUUGAUCGCUUCUCGAGUCUCUAUUCCGCUUCGUCGACUUUUAUCUCGUCAGAUGCAGCCCUGCUGAGACUCCCAUGCCGAGAAGAAAUUUAUGAGACUCAGCAGUACGCGACAGUCCCCUAUUUCCAAUCGUUCCUCAACCACAUCCCCGCCUCCACAGGCGAUGAUCGCUCCACCCUGAGCCCAAUGGCCUUUUUAAUCGAGAUCAUGGCUAUCUGGGGAGAUGUCUCUCUACACAUAACCCGAUUACCACACAUUCCCCCGGAGGCAUACAACCGACUCACCGAAGAUUUCCACACCACCAUCGUCCAAAAAUCCAACCAAUGGAUGAACCGACUCCCCGAGUACCUGACAUUCUCACCCAUCAACCUAGAACGAAGCAUCCGGCAAAGAAAAGUAGACACCUUCAUUUCAACUCAUUUGUUCUACCACGCCAGUUUGAUGAAACUGUACAGAUACGCCCGCCACCAAAGCCUCCGACCCGAGAUCUUAGGCCAAUACAUCCACCGCGCCCGAUAUCACGCGGUCGAAAUCCUCCGCAUUUCUCUUACCUUCGACCAAUACGCCAAAAAGAUCAUCCCUUCUCGACAUAACACGGAGACAUCCAUUUCCCAAAUACUCCUCCUGAACCCAUUCCUCGGCUAUGUGAUCCUAUCAGCCGUGGAUGUCCUCAGUUCCGCGGGUCUGGCAUCUCAGUUGCACGAGUGCAUCUCUUACAUUAGAGGUGCAUUAGACACUGUUCAAGAAUUGGGCCGCUGCUGGGAUAGCUCUUUGCAACUAUCCACUAUUCUACACCGACGUUUGGGUCUGAUGAUUAGCUGUCUGAAUGAGCGCAGCGUCUUCGUCCAGAAACAGGGGUUUGCUCUUGAUGGCCCGCCGCUUGAGAUGAAGGUCCAUGCUGGCGCUUUGCAUUCUCAUCCACCUACAACUAUGAGCGAAGAUCUAUUUACAGGGUCUAUGCCUAGACAAGUGCUUUUGAAUGCUCUGCGGCUUGAUGAGACACUCAUAUCGGAAAGUGGUAUUGCUUGGAUUAGGGAUCCUUGA
Molecule: messenger RNA, 1770 nt
Organism: Penicillium digitatum Pd1
Lineage: Eukaryota; Fungi; Ascomycota; Eurotiomycetes; Eurotiales; Aspergillaceae
Product: Zn(II)2Cys6 transcription factor
Biological process (GO): regulation of DNA-templated transcription; DNA-templated transcription
Cellular component (GO): nucleus
Molecular function (GO): DNA binding; zinc ion binding; DNA-binding transcription factor activity, RNA polymerase II-specific
Source: RefSeq, a predicted model, not a curated record